Messenger RNA from Amphimedon queenslandica, 900 nucleotides. Its product is annotated as probable RNA-binding protein EIF1AD. Gene Ontology annotation, biological process: translational initiation. The coding region runs from base 262 to 792 and encodes 176 amino acids. NCBI's taxonomy places the organism in Eukaryota, Metazoa, Porifera, Demospongiae, Haplosclerida, Niphatidae. Gene Ontology annotation, cellular component: nucleus. Gene Ontology annotation, molecular function: RNA binding; translation initiation factor activity. The record is from RefSeq and is a predicted model, not a curated record. The transcript has 5 exons.
GUAAAUCUGCAAUUUGCAUGGAGUGCAUGCAUUUAUAGUGGUACCCAUCUGGAUUCUGGACUCACUCAAACGGUUCAAACCAGCUACAGGGACACUGUGUUUGCCCCUGUAAAAGUCUAGACAGUCCUUACAGAAUAUCGUGUCAUGGGUUGUAUGCCUGAGGCUGAGGGAUACAAUAUAAUUCAUUACUGUGUCAUCACUGUGGUGCAAUAUCCUUUACUAUAAAUACAGCCUGUUAGUGAAGCUACCGGGUGAGUGGUUAUGUCUAAAGCUACAAAGAGGAAGCACGUCACAAAAGAGGUGCUAGAGGAACUGGUUGAACCAGAGGGGGACCAAUUUAUCGUUAAAAUUCAGGGAGGUAGAGGAAACAAUCUCCACGAAGCUGAAUCCCCUGACGGUCAGAAGUUUCUUGUCAGCAUGCCAACAAAAUUUAGGCGAAACGUAUGGAUAAAGAGAGGGGACUUUGUUAUCGUCGAUCCAAUAGCCGAAGGAAAUAAAGUUCAAGCUGAGAUAGCUCACAUUUUAUACCCGCUACAAAUCAAGAACUUAAAAAAGAAUGGACUAUGGCCGUCUCAUUUUACAGACAAAGGCACUAGUCCUGUCUGUACAGGCCUAGAUAACCCAAGAGAGAGAAGUGAUCUUGAAACCAAUACGUCGCCAGCAGCCAGUGAUAGCAAUGAUGAAGAGGAGGUGACAGAGGAGGAUGACGAUAUAUUUGUAAAUACAAACAGAGUUCACGCUGCCACACACAGAAAUACCAGCAGUAGCUCGUCAGAUGAGAACGGGGGAUAACGGAUCGUGGAUUGCCUGUAAUUGAGACUUGGCAAUGUGUUAUGUGUGUAUAAUACCAAGAGUAAAUAAUUAUAAUUCGUGGAUAAGAUAGCGAUAAUUAAGCUCGAA